AUGGCCAGUGCGCAUAAAUGCGAAUGGCAGUCGUUGCCUGAGAGCGAAAAUUUCCAGGCUCGGGCCAUGACGCGUGUGAAAGAAGUUCUACAAGGCGGCGGCAUUCAGGCAUUGCAGGCUGUACUCCUCCUUUGCCAGUAUCGAAUGACCAGCUCCGCCGAAGAGACAUCUGCCAGCCUUUGGCAUAUGGUUGGGAUUGCGGCUCGAAUGUGUUUUGAAAUGGGACUGCAUAGAAACCAGACAUACUAUACCCCAGCCGGACUCGCCGUCAACAACGAGCUAUUGGCCGAGAGUGAGACUCGCCGUCGAUGCUUUUGGUCAGUUGUCGAUAUGGAUAGGGUUGUCAGCAUCACACUCGGCCGACCGCUAGCCAUCCAUGUCGAGGAUGUGGAUACUACCCUCCCAGAGCCACAUGUCGACGAAUCAAGCGAAACAGGCCUUGAAAUGUGCAGUAAUGCACCAUCACCAACAGCAAUUUUCAGCCAUAUCACAUGGUACCGAAUACUAAGUGGCAAGGUGAUGGAAUCGUUACAUAGUCCACGCGGACAAGGUCACGACGAAGAAUUUAUUGCUACAACACGCCUGAAGUUGACCGAGGAGCUAGAGCAAUGGCGAGCACAGACACAAAGCCUAUCACUAAUAGCCGAUACUCACAAAACGCGCCAAUCAAGCUACUUAUCGUCUGAAUGGUACGAGCUACUCUACUACAACACACUGCUGAUGAUCUAUCGACCGUCCCCUGCACUGUCUAACGUUUCACCACGAGCUCCUACGGCCCUUCAGCCAAUAUUUAAUGCCUCAAAGGAAGCCAUUUCAAGAUACGCAAUGCUACAUACAUCCCAGCGCAUAAACUACACCUGGAUUACACUGCAUGCGGUCUUCAUGGCUGGGCUCUCAUAUAUAUACGCCGUGAGCCGCCAUUUUCGGGCUCGACGAGCAGAGCCAAACACGUCUGUUACCGAUGACACCCUUGCCACCGAUCCGACUAUCCUCGAGGUGGUAAAUACCUGUCGAUCUUGCUCGAUCGUCUUGGUAGCCGUAUCUGAGCGGUGGGCCACGCCACGCCACUGUCACAAAGUCUUCGAUCGCCUGGGCGAUGCCGUCCUCGCGGAUGUCAUUCCUUUCUACACAAAGCCAAAAACUGCUGUACCAUCGUCAGCUGCCCAUUCAUGUGCCCCAGUGGUCGCACUUGGCGAGCCUCAGCCAGAUAUUCAACCUCCUAUGUUCGAUCCCAGUGCUUCGAUGGCACCAAUUCAUACCUCAGCUGCUUUCUCGCUGGGCGUAGACACCGUCCUUCGUGACUGCUUUGAGGACUUGCAGCACUUCCAUGAUGCACAUGGUGGGGAUGGUCCAAUCCGACAACUCUCCCAGGACUGGCUACAUGAGAUUGGGGGCAUGGCCUUGGAGGCUGUACAUCUGUGGGGAGAGUGA
Penicillium argentinense is the source of this 1431-nucleotide messenger RNA. Its product is annotated as fungal specific transcription factor domain-containing protein. Gene Ontology annotation, biological process: DNA-templated transcription; positive regulation of transcription by RNA polymerase II. The transcript has 2 exons. NCBI's taxonomy places the organism in Eukaryota, Fungi, Ascomycota, Eurotiomycetes, Eurotiales, Aspergillaceae. The coding region runs from base 1 to 1431 and encodes 476 amino acids. Gene Ontology annotation, molecular function: DNA-binding transcription factor activity, RNA polymerase II-specific; zinc ion binding; sequence-specific DNA binding. The record is from RefSeq and is a predicted model, not a curated record.